GUUCCAGUUUUUAAGCUACAGUUUGGCGGUGAGCUGACAGGUAAUCCCUGCAGGAAUCACAGGCCCUCAAAGAGUGGCGAAUUCCGGAAAGAGAAGAAGCACACGCACUAGAAAAGGAGCCUCGGGUCUCACACGCCUUCAGGACAUGCCCCGCGUGUCUGAGGGAGGUGGCUGCGAGGUAUCUCCUGGCGAAGGAACCUGCUCUGCUCUUACCGCCAUGUCUUCGGACUUCUUUCUGCAGCCUCUGGACGGCGGUCCCCGCGUGCCCGUGGGUCCGGGACAGACUGUGAUAGGCCGCGGGCCGCUGCUGGGAAUAACAGACAAAAGAGUAUCCAGAAGACAUGCCAUUCUUGAAGUGGUAGAUAGUCAGCUUCGAAUCAAACCACUCCAUAGGAAUCCAUGUUUCUACCAGUCCUCGGAGGAGAAGAGCCAGCUCUCGCCAAUGGAGACACACGUGUGGAGCCGGUUGCAUCCUGGGGAUAGCUUUUCCCUGUUGCUCGACAAGUACGCUUUCCGUGUUUUCUCUGCAGAACCUGAGGAGGAAAUGGAGUGUACUCUAAGAAACAGUCAGAUGCUUGAUGAAGAUGAUAUAUUGAGUGAGAUGCAGAAGUCCCCUGUGGUUAACUUACCUGAUAAGACAACUGGUGCCUCACAGCUGCAAGGAAGCCCCGAAAUAACCAAGACCAAGUGUCCCACCAUAGAUCCUAUGUCCUCUUCAGGUGAAUGCAGAGCUGUCAGUGAGCACCAGCCAAAUCCUACCCAGAGGAAAAGAAUCCUCCCAGCCUGGAUGCUAGCGGAAAGUCUAAGUGAUCAGAGCCUCUCCACGCCUGUUGAGGGUGGAGAUAAGGAUGUCAUCCAGAGGACUGGAAAAGAGGGAACCUGUGGAGAUAAAACCCCAGUAAACACAUCAUGGCAUGGGAGAAAGCGAUUUAUUCCAUCAGGAAAUUCAAAAAGUGUGUCAGCAGAACAAGAUCCUGGGAAGAAAUGCAGAAAGUCUGACCAAGAAGGACCAGGUGUUUCAUCUGAGGAUGUUCCAGAAUCAUCAUUUUCAGUCACAGUAAGUGGCCCAGAUGUGGAUAUUGUGAAGACAAAUAAACGGAGUGAUGCAACUUCAAUAGAGGAACUUGACGAAGUCUCUAAAUAUAAAGCCAUCACCAAACCAACCACAAAUAAAGAGGUCAGGACAGUGAGCCAUCCCGAGAGUCAAAGCAAGUUGCUUCCUGAGAAAUCUCAAGGAUGCCACCCUGAGUCUAGCUCUGCUCCCUCCAGUCCUGAUGCUUCACACACAGACACAGCUGAUUCAGUUCGAGGCUGUUCAGAAGAAAGCAAGGUCCGGAGGACGUCCUGCAUGUAUGGGGCCAACUGCUACAGGAAGAAUCCUCUUCAUUUUCAACACUUCAGCCACCCUGGUGACAGUGAUUAUGGAGAUGAACACGUCACAGACGAAGGUGUGACUGGUGACAGGCCUGAGUGUCCCUAUGGGGCAUCUUGUUACAGGAAGAACCCCCAGCACAAGAUGGAAUAUAGGCACAGUGCUCUUCCAGCCAGAGUUUCUCUGGAUGAAGAUGACGAUGGUGCUGGGCAACUCAGUGAUGAUGAGGACGAGGAAGAUGAGCCGACGGAUGAGGAUUCUGAUUGGCAACCAGGAAAGGAAGAUGAGGAGGAGGAGGAUGUGGAAGAGCUCUUGAAAGAAGCAAAAAGGUUUAUGAGAAGGAAAAAGUAGCUUUCCUGCAACAACAUAAGACUACAUUUGCUUUUCUCUGUGGGAAAUAACCAUUUUCCUCUUUUAAUAGUUCUUUGCACUUGAAACCUUGAAACACCAGCCUUCAGUGAAAUAGGUAGAAUGUAUGCUGUGGCCUGUUUUGGUGCCUAUUUAAUGCAUCUGUCAGGGGAAGCAGGUAAAGACGUUGGGCAGACUGAUACAUUUCAUAUACUGUACAUACUGCUAAUAAAAGCCUUGGUUGUACAAACCUUUGAUCUUCUGCCCAGAGGUCUUUAUUGCAUACCCUGCGAGCUUAGCCAGGCAAUCACAGAACAGUGGGACAGCACAGCCCCAGCUGCUGUUGGAAGAGCCCUUCACAAAGCUAGACUUGAACAAAUGACAGCCCGCAGUGUGCUCUGUCUCUAAUGUAUUAGAUGUGGCUUUGAGAUUUCAUUUGCGGCUUUUGUCCUUUGAAUCCUGGGAAACUAUUAACAAGUAGAUGCUGAAAAUGGUCCUGUUAACCUACAGGGUGGUGGUACUGGCCUUGCAGGGAAAUGGUUUUUGCAUCCACAACUAUGAGUGUAAAUCUGUGAGGUAUUAAAAUGACUGAAGAGCAUUCAAUUGCUCUCACAUGCCUCGCCCGCUUACAUUAGGAUGCAGAGAAGCUUCUAGCCACAGUCUUCUCCGAGGGUCGCCUGAGAGGAGUGAGUUCUCUGUCAUGGAUAGGGUUCUGGCCUCUGAAGAAGCCUCUGCUCCAAGGAGUGGAGUCUCUCUGGUUUUACACAGCUUACACUUCACUCUGAGCAGUCUGUGCAGAUUGGGGGUUCAUCAGGUCAUGAAACAGCAAGCCAAAGCUUGUCAUUCUUCUCUCAAGAGGAAAUAAAGUGCACAUCUUAGAACAAAAGGUGUCGCAUAUGUUUUCUUAGUAUUUAUGAAUCUCCAUGUAAUUGUACAAUGUUAAAGUUUGCUUAAACUGAAGACAGAAUAAAUAUUUCCCUAUUAUC
Messenger RNA from Arvicanthis niloticus (Nile rat), 2706 nucleotides. RefSeq names its product aprataxin and PNKP like factor (gene Aplf). The record is from RefSeq and is a predicted model, not a curated record. Lineage: Eukaryota; Metazoa; Chordata; Mammalia; Rodentia; Muridae. Gene Ontology annotation, cellular component: nucleus; site of double-strand break. Gene Ontology annotation, molecular function: protein binding; 3'-5' exonuclease activity; DNA-(apurinic or apyrimidinic site) endonuclease activity. Gene Ontology annotation, biological process: double-strand break repair.